AUGUCAUUUCAGCGUGGCGUUAACCCUUGUCUCCUCCGUCCUCUCAUCGAUGCCCACUUAAAUCCCCCUAGUCUGCCCGAGGGCGCGUUUCUGAACGACAAUGUGGUGGACGGGCCCAUGGUGGAGAUCACGUGGGAGCCGUAUGGCGACACCUGCAGCGCGCCGGGGUUGGAGGAGAGUGCACGCGAGGAGUUGAGCCGGCAGGCCGCACAGCACUGGCGAGAUGGCGCCCUCGCGGCAUGGCAGGCGGAUUUGCGGCUGGCUGACAUGCGCAUGAGGCGGCGAGGGCUAGAAGACGUCUUCCUGGCUCUGCAGGUGGUGAAGAGCCUUCAUUCCGCUAUAGUCACACUGCUUCGCCCCGACGUCCUUCCCUCUACCGCCCCUUCCACCCCUGCUUCCACACCCUCCAACACUCCUGCCACCACCUCAAGAAGAAGCAGCACCGCUUUGAACCCAUCGACACCCCUUCAAGACAGUUCAGCUGUAUCCACCCCCUACUCCAGCCAAGCCGCCGUCCCACCAUCUUCCUCACAAUCGCGUCCUUUGAUGGACUCUCAGAGCGAGGGUGCAGAGGGGAGUAGAUUGGAGGAGGAUGGGGAGGAAAGGAGGUCUGUGAGCACGAAUCCCCUAACUCCACGUCAGCGGCAGCAUCCGCUAUCCACACUGUCGUUCAAGACGCUUGCUGCACUUGAUGAGCUGUACCGUGAGAUCGGCCCGCACUCCCUCGCACCAGUGGAGGGGGAGGAGGACGGGGAGGAGGAGGAGUGGGGAGUGCUGGGAGUGGGGGGCGACGACAGCACCACAGAGGAGCUGGGCUUUCUGUUGGCAGCGCUGGUGGACAUGGGCGAGCUGGGCUUCCUGCUGGCAGCACUGGUGGACAUGGGCGAGGUGAGCAGCAGCUACGGCCUGGCUCUGCUGCACCGCUGCUGCGCCUCCCCCCACGCGGCGCUGCGCCUCACGUCCGUUGACGCCCUCUCCAGCGCGCCCUCCCUCUCCUCCCUCGGGAAUGCCGGCUGCGCCGUGCUGCAGGUCAGUGGUGAGGGGAGUGGUGCAGGUGAGGGGAGUGGUGCAGGUGAGGGGAGUGGUGCAGGUGAGGGGAGUGGUGCAGGUGAGGGGAGUGGUGCAGGUGAGGGGAGUGGUGCAGGUGAGGGGAGUGGUGCAGGUGAGGGGAGUGGUGCAGGUGAGGGGAGUGGUGCAGGUGAGGGGAGUGGUGCAGGUGAGGGGAGUCAAACUAUAUGUGCUGCAUAG
This is a messenger RNA of Closterium sp. Yama58-4, 1248 nucleotides long. The record is from the annotation of a GenBank genome assembly. Lineage: Eukaryota; Viridiplantae; Streptophyta; Zygnematophyceae; Desmidiales; Closteriaceae.